This is a messenger RNA of Podarcis lilfordi (Lilford's wall lizard), 18597 nucleotides long. The record is from the annotation of a GenBank genome assembly. NCBI's taxonomy places the organism in Eukaryota, Metazoa, Chordata, Lepidosauria, Squamata, Lacertidae.
UGCUCAGCCGCCAGCCUGCCCUCCUCGACUCGCCGAGGCAAGGGAGACGCGUGUAAAGAGAACGUGGGAAUGCGGGGAUCCGGGCAGGACGGGGGGGGAGAGAAGCGUCCGGGGAAGGGUCUCCAGCCGGUGGGUGGCCAGAGGGAGGGGAGAGGGAGGCCUCGGGGGUUUUCCCGGCUGCGUGUCCGUCGCUUCUCACGAGCCCGCCGCUUCCCGCCCCUUCCAGGCAGCCUUGUUUGGGGAAGCUUUGAAUCUUGGGUGAAUUACUGUGUUUUAAUAUGAUGCUGGAAGCCGCCCAGAGUGGCUGGGGAAACCCAUAAAUAAUAAUAUAUAUAAAAAUAUGAAACUAAAGUUUGUUGGCCUCUAAGGAGCUGCUGGACAUUUUUUAAAUUUUUAAAAAUAUAUUUUGACUGCGUCAGACCAACACGGUUACCUACCUGACCUGAGUAGGUCUAACUCUCUUUCAAAUCAGAACCAGUGAAGGCGGUGAAGGUCCUGUGUGAGUGUCUGGAGGCGGAUGGAGGAUGGAUGGCAGCCAACAGAUUGAGGUUGAAUCCUGACAAGACAGAAGGAUUGUUUUGGGGGACAGGAGGUGGGCAGGUGUGGAGGAUUCCCUGGUCCUGAAUGGGGCAACUGUGCCCCUGAAGGACCAGGUGCGCAGCCUGAGAGUCAUUUUGGACUCACCGCUGUCCAUGGAGGUGCAGGUUAAUUCUGUGUCCGGGGCAGCUGUCCACCAGCUCCAUCUGGUACGCAGGAUGAGACCCUAUCUGCCCGCGGACUGUCUGGCCAGAGUGGUGCAUGCUCUGGUUAUCUCCUGCUUGGACUACUGCAAUGCACUCUAUGUGGGGCUACCUUUGAAGGUGACCCGGAAACUGCAAUUAAUCAAGAAUGCGGCAGCCAGACUGGUGACUAGGAGCGAGACCCCAUAACACCGGUCCUGAGAGAUCUGCAUUGGCUCCCAGUACAUUUCCAAGCACAACUCAAAGUGCUGGUGCUGACCUAGAAAGCCCUAAACGGCCUCAAAGGCCCAGUAGACCUGAAGGAGCGUCUCCACCCCUAUCAUUCAGCCCAGACCAUGACGUCCAGUGCCGAGGGCCUUCUGGAGGUUCCCUCAGUGCGAGAAGUAAGGUUACAGGGAACCAGGCAGAGGGCCUUCUUGGUGGUGGUGCCCGCCCUGUGGAACGCCCUCCCACCAGAUGUGAAGUAAAUAAGCAGCUAUCUUCUCUUUAAAAGACACCUGAAGGCAGCCCUGUUUAGGGAUGUUUUUAAUACUUAAUGCUGUAUUGUUUUUAACACUCGAUUGGGAGCUGCCAAGAGUGGCUGGGGAGACUCAGCCAGAUAGGUGGGGUAUAAAUAAUAUUAUUAUUAUUAAUAAUAAAUCUUAUCAUUAUUAUUAUUCCAGGUUUGUCCUCCCAGGCGCCUGCGAGAGGAGAUCCAGGAUGUCGUCGGAGCCCCCCCUGGGGCCCUGGGGCUGCCCGGCCCUCCGCACCCGCUUGGAGGAGCUAUACCUGCCUCGUGCGAGCGCCGAUGAGCGCGCCCAGUUCUGGACCUUCUUCGAGCGGCUUCGGCGGCGCUUCCCCGGUGCGAAGGAGCCCCGGGAAGGAGGCCCCCCGGCUGAGCCCGGCCCCGGGGCGACGACGCCAGGGCCCCCGCGGCCCUACGACCCCCGGCUGCGUGCCAACCUGCGGGCGCCGCGUCGGGAGGUGUCUGGCGUGGCCCCCGAGCGCCUGCGGGAGUUCCGCGCGGCCCUGGCGCACUUCUGGGACUUUGGCCAGAAGCAGAGCUUCUCCCGCCUGGCGCGGCUGCAGCGGGAGCGCGCUGCCCUGCCUAUUGCGCACUACCGGGAGCGGCUGCUGGCGGCCGUGGGGAGCGGGCAGGUGGUGGUGGUGGCCGGGGACACGGGCUGCGGCAAGUCCACGCAGGUGCCCCAGUACCUGCUGGCCGCCGGCUACAGCCACGUGGCCUGCACCCAGCCCCGGCGCCUGGCCUGCGUGGCGCUGGCCCAGAGGGUGGCCUACGAGAGCCUCCAGCAGUACGGAGAUCAGGUGAGCAUAGGAGGUAUCUUGCAUUUUUAAAAUGGAUGGAUCUUGCUUGCGAUGGUCCAGCUGGCGCAUUUGGGAUCUGUUUUGUUGUUUAGGUGUUUUUCCUUUUUGAUCCUCCGUUCCUAGCCUCCUAUCACCCCUGGGGGCCACAAGGGGAGCUGUUGGUGCUCCGUUUUCCAAAAUUUUUAGUAGCUCUAUCCUUUCGUUUUGGAAUAGAUUUCUUGCUCUAAAAAUAAAAUUUACCAGGUUAUGAUCUAGAAACGUGACUCCACCCACAUCAGCUUCUCAUUAAAGCAAAAAGGCUAAUUGGACAGCGUCUGAAGGACUUAGAGCAACAGAACAAUCUGGCCAUUAUAAAGAAAUUCUGUCCUUGGUAUGCCAUUCCCCCCUUCUCAGUUUGAUUCCCUGGCACCAUAUCUGUAUAAAUUAACUAUCCCAAAAUACAGACGUGCCUUUGCACUGGCCAGACUGGAUGCGAUGCCCUCUGCCGUACUUGAGGGCAGAUCCCAAAAGAUUCCAACUGAGAAACGACUCUGCCCCUGUGGAGAUGGCAAUCUGGAAACAGUGGCUCGUGUUCUCCUGUCCCCUUUAUAAAGAUCUGAGGAAUGAGAUCACCCCCCACUCCUACUCACCAUCCCAGGCCGCCCAUCUGAAGCCACACGGUUCUUUCUUUUACCAGAUCAAAAUGGAUCAGACAGCAGCAAAGGUUGAUCGAGGGUGCAGUGAGAUUAAGGGCCACUAUCUGAACAAUAAUCUUGGCCAUUGGAUUGCCCUUUUUUCCCAUUGCUGUCUUUUUAUUUGUAUAUAUUUUAUUUGUAUAUAUUGCUUGUUUUAUGUUGCUGUGGCCAUUGGCUAAUGUGAAUAAAGUUGAUCUUAUCUUAUCCUGAGCAUAGGCAGAGUGCCCCUUGCUCUACUGCAUCACGUCCAGGGGGUUUCAGGUGGGCUCUUGGAAGAGGGAUGGAGGUUAACAGGAAGAUUUUAAGGAACUAUUAGAAAUGACUCUCAAAAGCAGUAGAGAUAGGCGAUAAUCAGCCCCCCCCCGAACUUGAAGCAUGGGAAGUCCCAAUAAAAAAAUUAUCAUUCGGCAGAAUAUUUGGAUUAUUUGAUAUGCAUAUGUAGAAUUUGGAAUAUUUAAUGUGAUUUGAUUGGAUUGUUAAAAUGGAAAAGUUAAUAAAAAUGAUUUAUAUAAAAAAAGGAAGAGGGCUGGAGCUGGGGAGCGUGAGGACCCAGGAGCAUGUGCAGAGUGCCUGCCGUCAGAGGCACCAAUGCUUCCAGACUGGUGAGGACAGGGGGCUGGGUGAGAUGGACACUGGUCUGAUCCAGCCCUGCUCAUGGGCUGACGAGGUUGUUGAAACCCGCUUUGCCUGUGGAGCUGGUGCGUCCCUGGGGGUCUUGUGUGUCCCUAGACAAGCCCCUCCCUCCCUCCCUCCUUCUGGCCUUCCUGGGGGCUGACCCCCUCUCCCCCCCCCUUGCAGGUUGGCUACCAGAUCCGCUUUGAGAGCACUCGCUCGCCGGCCACGCGGAUCGUCUUCCUGACGGAGGGGCUCCUCCUGCGCCAGGCCCAGCGCGACCCCUCCCUGCCCGGCUACCGGGUGCUGAUUGCGGACGAGGUCCACGAGCGCCACCUGCACAGCGACUUCCUCCUGGGCGUCCUGCGCAGGAUCCUGCCCGCCCGCCCCGACCUCAAGCUGGUGCUCAUGUCGGCCACCAUCAACAUCCGCCUCUUCGCGGACUACUUUGGGGGGGCCCCCGUGGUGCAGGUCCCCGGCCGGCUCUUCCCCAUCACGGUGAGGGGGAGCCCGGAUGGGAGUGGGGGGUGGGGAGGUUGCGGCUGCUUCGGGGGGGGGGGCGGAUCUGUGGCUCAUUUGCCUCAGUAUCCCUGAAGGAGCGUCUCCACCCCGGGCACCGGGGUCCAGAUCCGAGGGCCUUCUUGGUGGUGGCGCCCUCCCAUCAAAUGUCAAGGAAAUAAGCAACUAUCUGACUUUUAGAAGACAUCUGAAGGCAGCCCUGCUUAGGGAAGUUUUUAAAGUUUGAUGUAUUUAUCAUGUUUUUAAUAUUCUAUUGGGAGCCACCCAGAGUGGCUGGGGAAACCCAGCCAGAUGGGCGGGGUAUAAAUAUUAUCAUUAUUACAGUCAUCCCUUGGGGUACAGAUGCUUCAGGUUGUGCGAUUUUGGGUUGCACAGCGCGCCGAACCCGGAAGUACCGGAACAGGUUCCUUCGGGUUUUGGUGCUCGCAUGUUUACAGAAGCACUAAAUUGCGCUUUGCGCAUGCGCAAAAGUGCCGAAUCGCGACCUGCGCAGACGUGGUGCUGCGGGUUUCGAACGUGCCUCCCGCAUGGAUCACGUUCACAACCUGAGCGUCCACUGUAUGAUGAUGAUGAUGAUGAUGAUGGUGAUGGUGAUGUCUGGGGACCAGGGGCUCUGAACAGGCCCUGCCCCCCCAUUGCAAGUAAACCUCUUUUGGGGGGUUCCCUUGCAGGAGACUCUUUAAUUCGGGGAGUGAUGGGACAGCAAAGGAAGGCAGGAAAAGGCUGUGCAAGGAGAAUGUAUGGGCCUAUUUUCACUCCAGUUUCUUAUAAGGCCCAUGCAGUGCCAGGGGGUUGGGCUGGAUGACCUUGGGUUCCCUUCCAACUGCACAAUUCUCAGUUAUUCAUGUGUGUUGGGGGGGGAGGUUUUGCUCUCUCCUCGAACCCUCGCCCUUUGACUGCCCCUUCCACAACUUCCUAAUUUGUGCCCUAUCUCCGGAAACCGCCCCUGUGUUUCCCCAUCUUCACUUCUGUAACGUUGAGGGCUAGAACCUUGCAGUGUGCGGCAGUGGUUGUGUCGUGGUGAAGAGCGCCGGAGGCCUGGGCUCAGAUCCACCCAUGUGGGCAUGCUGCCUCUCUGGGCGUGAUCUACCUGGCAGGGUUGUAUUGUGGUGGGGAUUCCACGGGGAGGGGAGCGUGCCCCCCCUUGAGCUCCCUGGAGACGGGCUACGAAGGGAAGGAACGGCUGCCCGGCUGGGGAAGGGCCAGGCAGGCCCAUCCCGGGCCGGCAGCAUCUCACGGCUUGCCUCCUCUCUCCUCCCCCUUGCACAGGUCCUGUACGAGCCCCUCCGCCCCGAGGAGGGCGCUGGCGGGCGCAAGGAGAGGCUGGACCCCCGCCCCUUCCUGCGGGUGCUGCAAGCCAUCGACCACAAGUACCCCCCCGAGGAGAGGGGCGACCUUCUUGUCUUCCUCAGUGGGGUGGCCGAGAUCGGGGCUGUCGUGGAGGCGGCACAGACCUACGCCACCCACACCCAGCGCUGGGUGGUUCUCCCUCUCCACAGCACCCUGUCCGUGACCGAGCAGGACAAGGUGGGUGGGGCUUCUUUGGGGGGCUGCCCCUCCCAGCCUCCCUGGAAGAGGGGGGGCGUUGGGUGCCUGCCUGGGGGACCCUUUUAAAAAAACCAGAUUAUCGAGGGCUCUGCCCGCAGGUGCCCCGUCCCGAGGCUCCCUUGGCGCACGUGGGUCGUUCCCCGUGGGCCCUGGAGGUGUGGAAUGCCCUCUUGCCUUGCAGGUAUUCGACUUGCCCCCCCCAGGAGUCCGGAAGUGCAUCGUUUCCACCAACAUCGCCGAGACCUCGGUGACCAUCGACGGCGUCCGGUUCGUCGUGGACUCGGGUAAGGGGCGGCCGCUUCUGCCCCGGACUCUGGGGGGCAGCUGGUUUGAAUGAAUUUUUAUUUGCAUCAGCAAUAAAGCAACAAUACAGUAUACAAAGAAUGGAAAUACAAAGUCAAUUAUAUAAAAUACAUUUUGGGGUUUUGAGUCCAUAGUCAAAUACCAUAUUUUUCGCUCUAUAAGACGCACUUUUCCCCCUCCUAAAAAGUAAGGGGAAAUGUGUGCGUCUUAUGGAGCGAAUGCAGGCUGCGCAUCUAUCGCUGAAGCCAGAACAGGUUGAAGCUAAAUCCUUCGCAGACAGAGGUCCUGUGGCUGGGUCAGGACAAUAUGGGAUGGGGGGGGCAACUCCCAUCUCUUGCGGGGGCGCAAUCAGUGCCAGCACCGUCCGUUAAGAGUUUGGGUGUAAUCUUCAACACCUCCAUUUCCAUGGAGGCGCAGAUUGCAGCUAUAACAAAGGCGGCGUUUUUCCAUCUCCACCAAGCUAAGCAGUUGGCUCCUUACCUCUCUCGCCCUGACCUAGCCACUGUGAUCCAUGCAACGGUCACCUCCAAACUGGAUUAUUGUAAUUCGCUCUACGUGGGGCUGCCCUUGAAGCUGACCCAGAAACUCCAGCGGGUGCAGAAUGCUGCGGCGAGACUCCUUACGGGGUCUUCGCUGCGAGAUCACAUUCACCAGCUGCACUGGCUCCAGGUGGAGUACAGGGUCAGGUUUAAGGUGCUGGUUUUAACCUUUAAAGCCCUAUACAGCCUAGGACCCUCGUACCUACAGGACCGCCUCUCCUGGUAUGCCCCACAGAGGACCUUAAGGUCCACAAAUGACAACAUUUUGGAGGUCCCAGGUCGCAAGGUGGUUAGAUUGGUCUCCACUAGGGCCAGGGCCUUUUCAGCGCUGGCCCCGACUUGGUGGAAUGCUCUGUCACAAGAGACUAGGGCCCUGCGGGACUUGACAUCUUUCUGCAGGGCCUGCAAGACAGAGCUGUUCCACCAGGCCUUUGGUCAAGGCACAGCCUGACCCAUUCCUUUGGUAAUUUUUCAGAGAACUCUAGCCCAAUGGUUGCCAUUAAUCUGAUUUGAGCUGAUUUUAUAAUGAAAUGAUUUUAGAAUGUUGUAUUAUUUUACUGUUGUUAGCUGCUCUGAGCCCGGCUUCGGCUGGGGAGGGCGGGAUAUAAAUAAAUUAUUAUUAUUAUUAUUAUUAUUAUUAUUAUUAUUAUUAUUAUUAAAAUCUGAGCACCCCUUGAUUGUAGCAAAGCUGUUUGCAAAAAGAUAAAAUAAUAAAUUUUCAGGAAAAAUUCACACUAGUUUAGCGCAUACAGAAAGUACUGGAACGGGUUUAAAUGCACAUCAGCUUCCUACUGUUAAACAGGCUGGCAGGUCAACUGCCCCCCAGUUAAUGCGACUUAUGGGGCAAGGGGCCCCCUCUUCCUGGUCUCUCUCUGGCAGGGAAGGUGAAGGAGCUGAGCUACGACCCGAAGGCCAAGCUGCAGCGGCUGCAGGAGUUCUGGAUCAGCCGCGCCAGUGCCGAGCAGCGCAAGGGCCGGGCGGGCCGGACGGGGCCGGGCGUCUGCUUCCGCCUCUACGCCGAGUCCGACUACGACGCCUUCGCCCCCUACCCCGUGCCAGAGAUCCAGCGGGUGGCACUUGACGCCCUCGUUCUGCAGGUGGGCAGAGGCGGGGGGCCCGACCCCUUCGCCCCAGGGGCUGGGACCCACUUUUGCUUAAAAUCUUUUUCUAAAUUAAAUUUCACGUUACAGAUUUAAAUUAACAACAUCCAUUAGGAUCAUUUGACUCCCCUUCGCCCUUCCAUGCUUACCAUUCUCCAUCUUAUUUUUCUCAAAUAAUCCAUUUUUACCUUCAUUUUUAGUGCCUUACAAGCGUUACUCAAAUCCUGCCAAAGUUUCCAGUUUUAAAUGGGCAGCUGCCUGUCAGGGAUUCCUGCAUUGCACGGGGGUGGACUAGAGGACCCUCUGGGGUCCCUCCCGCCUCUACAAUUCUGCAACAUCAAAGAGGGACCCCUUCAAUGGAGGGUUUUUGAGCAGAGGUCGGGCGGUCGUCGAUUCUUUAGCUGAGAUUCCGGCAGUAUUUUGGGGUUGGACUAGAAGACCUUCAGGGGUCCCUUCCAUCUCUUCAAUUCUUUGAUUUCAGUGAUGGCAUUUGUGGGUGAAAUGGCUGUUCUGACCAGGGCUGGAUUGAGGUUUGAUGCGGCCCUCAGCUCCUGAAGGCAAUGGGGCCCUUUCUAUGUCCAGCUGGCCUUUGUCGACAGCAAAUCAUCACUGUUUUUCUGUUGAAUAUAUGCUAGAUGGUCAUUUAUGGACUUCAUAGGUAUCUCAAUCCGUUUGCCCAUGUUGCCCUGCAACCAGUCCAUGCAGAUUGUGGGCACCCUAUAUAUAGAAAGAAGCAAAGCAGGGAUAUUUGAGGGAGCAGACGAGCAGGCGGGGCCCAGGACUUACAUCAUAGGAGCUGACACAAUACACUGUUGCUGGAUGUAGGUUUUAUUUGAUUCGUUUUUUAUACGAUAAUCUUUAUUGUCAUUGUCCCAUACAGAACAACAAAAUUGAAAAAAUGUACAUCAAACAUUCAGAAACCAACAAGCCUGCUAUCCCAGCCUGAUUAACCCCCUAAAAACUCUGAUACCCCAUAAUUAAAUACAAUAUACUCCCAUAGAGACUCCUUACAUUGCGUUUAAAACCAAAAUCGCAUUUGGAUUUUAAAACCAAAAUCGCUUAGUAUCUUAUAUUUUGGAAAAGUACAUCCAGUUUUUUCCCCUUAAAUUUUUUUGGGGGCCCCCAAGAGAGUGAGGCCCUAAGCUAGAGCUUAUUUAGCUGAUACCUAAAUCUGGCCAUGGGUCUGACACAUAGCGAGUGGGAAGGCAGGCGACAUUCCCCAUAGCUGGUAGAGCGAGAGACUUCUUCUCAGGGUCGUGGAUUCGAGUCUCCCGUCAGGUGGAAGAUUGCAGCGGGUUGGGCUGGAUGGCCCUCGAGUUCCCCCCCUCCCAGCUCAACAAUUCUGUGAUUCUUUGUCGGAGAGGAGGGGCUGCGUCCUGCUGCUGGGGGGGGAGGGAGGGAUUUGGCAUUGGGGGACGGUGGAGGAAGCCUCCCUCCUGGGCUCUGUUGCCCCCCCAGAUGAAGAGCAUGGGGCUGGGCGACCCCCGCGCCUUCCCCUUCCUGGAGCCCCCCCCGCCAGCCAGCCUGGAGACGGCCAUCCGCUACCUGAAGCAGCAGGGGGCCCUGGACCCAGAGGAGAACCUCACGCCCAUCGGGAGCCUGCUGGCCCAGCUGCCGGUCGACGUGGUGAUUGGUGAGUCCGGGAAGGGGGGGCCGCAUGGACUGGGGAGGGCGUCUGUGCCAGUCACCCACAGGAGCCUCUGCCGGAUGCCCAGCUCUUUUGAUUUUGCUUUGGGUUUAUGUGCUGUGGCGUUUCGGAGUGAGCAUGUACAGAGUGCCUUGGGGAGACUGCCCGGGGGGGGGGGCUGAAAGCGGGGGCAUCUCUCCCCCUCCCCAUGCCAGGAAUCUUAUUCUGGGUGAGAGCCGGUGGUGUGGUUAGAGGGUUAGGCGGAGAUCAGGGGAGACCAGAGUUCGAUUCCUCCCACUCGGCCAUGAACUUCUUAUUUUAUUUUAUUUUAUUUUAUUUAUUAUACAACAUUUAAAAUACACUUAAACAAGACAAUAUAUGCAAAACAUACAUUACAUACAUUACCGUAAUACAUACCUAACGUAGACACACCUUACACAUUUGACUUCCCACUCUUUGCAAUGUGCUAUUUUACCUCUUAUUGUCCUAUACACAUUUCAUUUUAAUUCUUCUUCUUUUACAAAUCCUUUUUCCCCCUAACCAGAUUUUGCUAUGCAUUUGCUCUAUUUUUUAGAUUCAUUCUAUAUCUGUCAGGAGAUUUACCUUAUCCGUAUAAUUUUUAAGAUAUUCCUUAAAUAUUAUAUUAUAUUAUACUUUUCAAGUUUAUACAUUUCACUAAUUUUACACAUUUCACUAGUUACUGGCCACGAGCUUCUUACUGGGUGCCCUGGGGGGGGCAUUCAGGGGGCAUUCACUGCCUCUCCUCCUGGCCUGCCUUCCAGGGCUGCUGUUGUGGGGAUUAAGUGAGGAACGUUGGAGGAGGCGCUUCCUGGGGGGGCGAAGGGGCUCCUGCUCUCUGGCUGAGACCCCCCCCCGUUUGUCUGCAGGGAAGAUGCUGGUUCUGGGGACCCUCUUUGGCCUGGCGGCCCCCACCCUGUCGGUCGCGGCUGCGCUCAGCGUCCCCUCCCCCUUCCUGCGCAGCAGCAGCGGGCGCAGCGACCCGGACUGCGCCACGGCCCGCCGGCCCCUGGAGAGCCCCCUGGGAGACCCCCUGACGCUGCUCAACGUCUUUGACGCCUGGGUGCAGGUGGGUGAGGAACGCUCUCUCUCUGCCUGAUCUGGUAAGGCCUUCUCUUCUGAUGGAGCCUGCAGCUCCAGGGGCAGUCUAUCUGGAGUCCUGGGUUUGGGGGGGGCAUUUGGCCAAGGGGAGAAGAGGAUUCUGGACUGGAUGGUCCCCCUUGGGCCUGAGGAAGAAAGGGUCUCUUCCUGGGUUGGUUAUUUUGUUUUGUAUAAUUUUUACUAAAUUUUCUGUUUUGCGUUUCAGAAUAUUCAUUUAAACAACCUUAAAAUAUCAAUGACUUCCCUUCUUCACUUUCCAUGGUUCAUUUUGCAUAUCCUAAAUCCCUGCGUAUUUUACAUAAACAAAAACCAUUCAGUAUUCCAUUAUAACAUCCAUCAAAACUUAUUUACGCUGUUGGAUUUAUCUUAAUGCCUCCCACGUUUGCAAACGUACAUAAUUCCCCCCAUAUAUUCAACAAACAUCUUCCAAUCUUUUUAAACAUAAGUUCUUCUUGCUCUCUUAUUUUAUAUGUCAAAUCUUCAUAUUCUGUCCACUUAAGUUGCCAAUCCUCUUUAAUCGGGACCUUGCUCGUUUUCCAUUUUUUCGGCUAACGAAACACGGACCGCAGUAGCGGCAUACAUAAAUAACCUUUUUUGACACCUGGGAAUUUCAGUCUGAAUUACCCCCAACGAAAAGAACCGGGGCUCUUCCUGAGUUUCUCCCUUCUGGCCUUUGUCCCUGCGCUCGUCUGUCUCGGUCCGUCCUGACGGAGUCGAAUCUCCUUGUUGUCCUGCAGGAGAAAUCGGAGAAUCGGAGCGGAUCCCGCCGCUGGUGCCGCCGACGGGGCCUGGAGGAGCACCGACUCUAUGAAGCCGCCAACUUGCGGCGCCAGUUCCAGGUGGGUGUGAAUCUGGGAGAGGGGAGGACAAGGGGUUGGUCUACGUGGCCCCUGGGGUGCCCCUUCCGAGCGCACAAUCCCUCUGUGUCCAGGGCAGCUGUCUGCCAGCUUCAUCUGGUGCGCAGGAUAAGACCCUCCCUGCCCGCAGACUGUCUCGCCAGAGUGGUGCAUGGUCUGGGCCGAUUUGUGGCUUGGGCCGAUUCACGGUCCCACAGACGCUGCGGUGGGCUGGAGUGUUCACAUGCAUGCGCAAAUGCUAUUUCUGGUGCAGAGGAGGCGUGCGCCGGCCAGUGUCAUGGAAGGCGGUCCCUGCUCUGCGACUGAGCGGGCGGCAGGGGUCCAUGGCACUAAAUGGCCUUAGUGCAGUAGACCUGAAGGAGCGUCUCCACCCCCAUCGUUCUCCCGGACACUGAGGUCCAGCUCCGAGGGCCUUCUGGUGGUUCCCUCCCUGCGAGAAGCCAAGUUACAGGGAAGCAGGCAGAGGGCCUUCUCGGUGGUGGCACCCGCCCUGUGGAACGCCCUCCCAUCAGAUGUCAAGGAAAUAAAUCUGACUUUUAGAAGCCCCUAAAUAAUAAACAACGCGGGUGGCGCUGUGGGUUAAACCACAGAGCCUAGGACUUGCCGAUCAGAAGGUCGGCGGUUCGAAUCCCCGUGAGGGGGUGAGCUCCUGUUGCAGCUCCUAGCAGUUCGAAAGCAUGUCAAAGUGCAAGUAGAUCAAUAGGUACCACUCCAGCAGAAAGGUAAAUGGUGUUUCCGUGUGCUGCUCUGGUUCGCCAGAAGCGGCUUAGUCCUGCUGGCCACAUGACCCGGAACCUGUAUGCCGGCUCCUUCGGCCAAUAAAGCGAGAUGAGUGCCGCAACCCCAGAGUCGGCCACGACUGGACCUAACAGUCAGGGGUCCCUUUACCUUUACUAAAUAAUAAUAAUAAUAGUAAUAAUAAUAAUAAUUUUUGCUAUUCUCUGCCAGGAGCUGCUGCGGGACCACCAGCUGCUGGAGCCCCCCUCCCGGCCCAGCGACACCCACGCCCGCCAGAGCCGCCACCGCAAGCGCCGGGAGCUGCAGCGGAUCAAGAGGGAGCACGAUCGGGGGGAGGGGCGGCGGAGGAAGGUGCUGCGUCUGGAGGAAGAGGGGGGCAGCUCUUCCUCGGAAGGGGAAGGGGACCCCCAGCGUGGCGUCGACAUCCAGGUGAGGGGUCCGGACGGGGCCCUUCCCCUCAGGGGCCCGGCUGCCGGGCUCUUCCUCUGUUCCCAUGAAGCCUCCCAGUGUAGCGUUCCCAAAGCAAGGAAGGAUUGGACUCUGAUGAAUAGAAUACACACCAGGCUUGACCAGCAAGAUUCUGGGAGGAGUGUCAAUAAUAAUAAUUCCUCCCCACCCCUCGGCCCAGGUCGUUUUAUUCGCAAAAGAACUUUUGACACAGUGUUCGUAAGAACCAAUCCGAUAUCCUCUGAGCAUUGCAAAAACCUCACAUGGGACAAAGUCAGAUCAGGAGAAAUCCUGUUAACUACAAAGACUACUCUGAGCGUGCAGACAUAGCUGAGAGAGAAUAAAACAGGACUAGAGGAAUGCAUUCAGCAAACCCAGAGGUCAUAAACAGCAAUAAACAAGAGAGGAAGGAUGGGUAGAAUUUACCUUCUCUUUGUGAACUCUCUUCCUGGCCCUAAGAUCUAUCUAAAGAUUAACAAACCUCAUCAAAGUAACCUAUUCACGUUAUGGCCUGGGAUGCCUGGGGCCGCAACCGGCAACCGGUCUGUGUCCUAGAAUGCUUAUAUGUGCUUGUCAGAGAUGGAGAAAUGGGCAGCAGAGAAAAAUGGCAGAGAUGGAGAGGCUUGUGGGGUUUGAUCAGAAAUUAUUGCCAAUGAAUCAAACCCAGUCAAUGCCAUGCUUUCAUCGCCGAAACAACGGCUUGAGGCAUAGCUCACCGUAUUUUUCGCUCCAUAAGACGCACCUAGUUUUUAGAGGAGGAAAACAAGAAAAAAAAUAUUCUGAAAGAAACAGUGGAUGUAUGAUUUUUGUGGUUCAUGCUGUGGCCACAGACAUGUGAUUUGACGGUGGGUUUGGGGUAGCCCAAUGCAAAAAUCCUGAGAAUCCAUGUGGAUCCGUGCUUUGUAACCACGUUUUUGCACCAUUGCGGCCCCACAAAACAGUGGGUGUGUGGUUUUUUUGGUGCAGGCUGUAGCCAUGGACAUGCUAUGUGAUCUGAUGGUGAGUUUGGGGUGACCCAAUGCAAAAAUCCUGAGGAUCCAUGGGCUUUUACCUCCCCAUCCCAGGCAGCCUCCUUUAUCUCUAGCGUCCCUGAUCUCCUUCCCGAUCCAUUACCGAUCAGCUGCUUCCUUUCAACACUCCCUUCCGUCUUGUUUGCCUUAGUGUCUUUUCCUUAACUGGAGCAGUUUUUUGCUCCUCCUUUUCUUCCAAUUUCUCUCCUUAUUCCUUUAGUCUUCCUGUUUCCCCCCUUUGUAAGUUUGCUGUCUUUACCUCCCCCCUCCCAGGCAGCCUCCUUUAUCUCUAGCAUCCCUUAUCUCUCUCCCGAUCGGCAAACGAUCAGCGGCUUUGUUUCAAUACCCACUUCCCUCUUUAAAAAUAAAAAGCAUGAUCUGCUUUUCGCCCCUGGGCAAUUUGGCUCCAGGGACCAUGCAUUCGCUCCAUAAGACGCACAGACAUUUCCCCUUACUUUUUUAGGAAGAAAAAAGUGCAUCUUAUGGAGCGAAAAAUAUGGUAUAAUUCCUCAUAGUAAUCCCAUCUGAUCACUACAGCCCAGUCCAGAGGCAGCCUACCUCGGUCCCUAGGUCCGUGGGGAUCUCUUCCCGCACCUCGGCCCCCCUGAUCCUCCUGCUUCCCCCCCCAACAGGACGUCAAGUUCCAGCUGCGCCACGAUGUGGCCGAGCUGCGUGCGGCCUCUUCUGUGGGGCAGGCCCUGUCGCCCGGCCGGCUGGCCCUCCUGCAGCUGGUCUUGGGGCGCGGCCUCUACCCGCAGCUGGCCGUGCCGGACCCCUUCAACCAGACCCGCAAGGACUCUGACCAGGCGAGUGCCAGGGCCCCCAGUGGGUGGGGGGAGCUGGGAGGGUGCUGGGCCAGGAGGGGCCUCAGGAAGCAGCCCCCCACCCUCUGUCUGCGUGUGGGCGCCUUGCCCCCUGCCCCCACGCUGAGCCCCCCUCCUUUUUGCUCCCCAGAUCUUCCACACCAGGGAGAAGGUGGGGGUCGUUCUCCACCCCACCAGCGUCUUUUCUGCCUCCCCAGAGCUGCUGCAACCAGCACAGGAAAGGGGUCUGGAACGUGGGGGGCAGAGAGGUAAGAGGGGUCCCCCUGCCGCCCCCCCUCCAGGCAUCGGGGGCUCUCAGCAUCUUGGGCUCCUGCAUCCUGGGCCAGGGGAGACACUUGGGGGGCAGAGUGGGGCGGGGCAUGAUCCUGUACUGGGUGGGAAUGAGCAAACUCAGCCGUGGGGAAAAGUUGGAGCCAGGGCUGCGAGUGCGAGUUUGAUUGAAGCGGGAAUUGAAGUGGGUGGCCGAUUCCUGGAGGUUUUUAAGGAGGUCUGUGUCCCUUCCAGCUCUGCAGUUUUUAAGCAGAGGCAGGGGGCCCACCUGCCAUGGAUGCAAAGCAGGGGGUUGAGCUGGAUGCCCCCUUGGGGUCCCUUCCAGCCCCACGGCGAUGCUGUUCUGAGCGCCUGCUCUGUCGGACCCAUCUAGCUCAGCCUCCAGUCUGGGGGAAUGUUGUGGAUAGUAGGAGAGGAUCUAUUGAUUAAAUAUUAUCCUUCUUCACUCACGCUGGUGAGUCAGUAGCAGAGUACAUCCCCCAGUAUAUAGCAGGAAACUAGGUGGUAGAUUCAUUUGAAUCUCUUGAGUUACGCCAGGCAUAGGCAAACUCAGCCCUCCAGCUGUUUUGGGACUACAACUCCCAUCAUCCCUAGCUAACAGGACCAGUGGUCAGGGAUGAUGGGAGGUGUAGUCCCAAAACAUCUGGAGGGACGAGUUUGCCUAUGCCUGGAGUUAAGCAUUCCAGUCUGGCUUUGUCCAGAUUGGGUUUUGUUCCUGGUAAAUUUCCUUUUUAUCCCUCCUAACAAGAAUAAACACACAACAAUCUUCUUUAAUAGUAAUGAUAAGCAGUUUACUCACAUUCAGUUCACAGUUGGUUCCCUGGAGGAAGACUUUAGCUUGUAGUUACAGAAGAGAGUUCAUCCCAUAUGGGGAUGGAGCCAUGUGUUGCUGGCUGAGAGCCAGCAGACAGCAAAAGACAUCUAGGUGGAAUAAAGCGAAGAAGAAGGGAAGGUGGCUGCAUGACCAGCCCUGUUGUGGGGUCUUACAGCCCAUCUAGUCCAGCACCCUGUUCUCACCUUGUGGUCAAAUACCCACAAGAACCUAGGAAGUGAGGUAGACUGCCUCUGGACAUGGAAGCUCCAUGAGAACGUGAAAGGAGCUUGCUGGGGCUGAGCGUGGGGCAGCCUGUGAACCUCUCCUUCCCUCUUUCCAGAUGCCAAGGAGGGUCUGAGCAGCCACCACCAGAUCCUGGCCUUCGUCUCGCUGCUGGAGACAAACAAGCCCUACCUGGUCAACUGCCUCCGUCUGCCAGCUCUUCAGGUGAACGUCCCCCCUGAGUGAGGGGACCCAGGCGUCCUGGCCCUCCCCUCCCCUCAAACACCCGGGCAGCUCUUUGGCAGAGCUCUGGUGGCUGUCUGCUGAGGAUGCCACAGCUGUGACUCCUGCCUCGCAGGGGGUGGGGCUGGAUGACCCCUGGGUGUCCCCUGCAAUCCUGUCUCCCCCUGCCGCGCAGGCGCUGCUGCUCUUGGCCCGCUCCCUGGACACGAACGGCGACUGCACCCGCCUCGUGGCCGACUCCUGGCUGGAGCUGCGGGUUCCCUCCCCGGAAGCGGCCCUCCGCCUGCUGCGUGCGGCCCUCCGCCUCCGGGCUUCCUGGGAGAAGGUCCUGGACCGGCAGCUGGAGAGCCGAGGGGCUCGGGGGGAGGAGGCUGAGGAGGGGCGGCCCAGCGCCCGGCAGGUGCGCCAACUCACCCAGGAGCUGCUGGACUUCCUGAAGGCCGAGGUGCGUUUGCUGGCCCUGCGGGGCGGGCAGAAGCGGGUGGGGGCCGGCUGGGCCGGGGGGCAUGUCUGUGGCUCCUGGCUUCCAUGCAGGAGGCCCCAAGUGGCUGGAGACCGCAGGAGGGGAGGUCGGAUCCUGCUUCCGGGCAUCUCCCUAGAGACCCCAGGUGCAGCAGCUGGGCUUCCAGAUCCAGAAGUGGAGGGCCUUCUUGGUGGUGGCGCCCGCCCUGUGGAACGUCCUCCCACCAGAUGUCAAGGAAAUAAAUCUGACUUUUAGAAGACAUCUGAAGGCAGCCCUCUUUAAGGAAGUUUUUAAUGUUUGAUGCUUUAUUGUAUUUUUAAUAUUCUGUUGGGAGCUGCCCAGAGUGGCUGGGGAAGCCCAGCCAGAUGGACGGGGUAAAAAUAAUGAAACAAUGAAAUGAUGAUGAUGAUGAUGAUGAUGAUGUCACCCAUUCUCUGAUUCCCUGGCCAGUGAGAAGUUCCAGGGUCAGGGCGAUGGAGCGUGGAUUUGGUCUCCUUUGGAGGAGACAGCACUGGAAAUUUAACCCUGCCAUCGUUUGAUGCUUAAUUGUCUUUUUAAUAUUUUGUUGGGAGUCGCCCAGAGUGGAAACCCAGCCGGAUGGGUGGGAAAUCAACUAACUAACUAACUAACAAUAAUGAUUCCUCUGCUGCCCCCCCAGGUGCCCCACAGCCUGCGGCGCCUGAUGCCCCUGGAGCAGCAGAACCUCUACGUGGGUCCUCAGGCGGCCUCUGUGGGAGGGGAGGUGCCCCCCGGCCUCUUCCAGGGGGUGGAGGUGGCCCCCGACAAGGAGAAGGGCGGCUGCAGAGUGGGCAGCUUCUUGACGUUCAACUGCCUGGCGGUGAGUUCAGGGGAGUGGGGAGGGGGCACCCAGAGGCCACGUAGCCCAACCUUCUGCGGCGCAGGAGCGCUCUUUGUCCUCUGGGGGUGGAGGGGGGGGCAGGCGAGGGGGCAGGCCGGAGCCUGGCUGUGGGGCGCGGAGCCUGCCCCUCCCUUGCCGGGGGGUGGGGUGGCGCCAACCCCUCUUGGCCCCUCCGUCUCCCGCAGGGCACAGAGGGCGACCUGUACAGCGACUGCCUGCGCAGCUUCUGGACCUGCCCUCGCUGCGGCCUCUACAUGCCCUUCACCCCCAUGGAGCGCCUGGCUCACGAGGAGGCCUGCCAGGCCCCAGGCCAAGAGGGGGAGCAGCCCAGCCGGGAAGGUGAGCCCCAUGGGGGGAGCAGGGGGAGGUCGCUGGGACUUUGCAGUUUGGGGGCUUGCGGGGGGGUCUUUCUGGGGGGCUGGGAGGGACUUUGUUCUCUAAUAAUAAUAAUAAUUUUUAUUUACACCCCGCCCUUCCUGGUUCAAAAACCGGGCUCAGGGCGGCUAACAACAAAUUUAAAACACUUACCGUAUUUUUCGCUCUAUAAGACGCACUUUGUCCCUCCUAAAAAGUAAGGGGAAAUGUGUGUGCGUCUUUUGGAGCGAAUGCAGGCUGCGCAGCUAUCCCAGAAGCCAGAACAGCAAGAGGGAUUGCUGCUUUCACUGCGCAGCGAUCCCUCUUGCUGUUCUGGCUUCUGGGAUGUGGCAUAUUUUUUUCCUUGUUUUCCUCCUCCAGAAACUAGGCGCGUCUUGUGGGCUGGUGCGUCUGAUAGGGAGAAAAAAUGCUGUAAUUAUAAAAGCAGCAUAAAAUACAGUAUAAAACAUGAAUAACAAUAAAAUUCAAAAUUCAAAAAUCAGUUUAGGGGAAAUAAGCAUUAGAUAAUCGCCAGGGCUAGCUGGCUGAAUUGGUCCUGCUUGGGCCAGCGAGGAGGCCAGGGGAGAAUUAGCUGUGGGGUCUCAGAGUGGGUGAGGGAAGGGAAGGGAAAUCAAAGACCAGGUUCUCUGCGAGAGAAGAGCUCCGGUUCUUCGUCCCGCGAGAAUUUUCACAGCGCGGUUUGCAGAGAGGGUGAAAGGACCGCCAGAGACGACUCUUGGAAACAUUCAAAAUCAAGAAUAAACCAAAAGCAGAUCAGGAUGUGAAGCCGCACUUGACACGCCUGCGGCGCCUUGUCUGAGCCGGGAGGUUUUGGGGCAGUGCUGCGAAAAGGCCUCCCUGAUUUCAAGAGGCAGGGAGUUCCGCAGUGCAGGCACUGCCCCGCUCAAUCAUGGCGCUUUUACAAAUGCAGAGCAGGAAUCACGAGGCACCAGGCGCUGGAUCGAAGCGGAGGAGGGGGGAUAAAUAUCUGGUGGGAGGCGACCUUGCAGGCAAACUGGUCCCAGGUUGUGAAGGGCUUUAUAUACCAACGGCGACACCUUGAACCCGGGCCGGGUGGCAAAGGGGCAACCAGCACAGAUCCCUGAAGUGCUGGCAAGGCCUCCCUCCCGUCAGCAAUCUCGCUGCAGCAUUCUGCACCAGCUGCAGCCUCCAGACCCGGAGCAAGGGGAGCCCCCCGCUGCACGUUUUGGGGCGCUGUGUUUUGUGUGAGUUUUCACAAGUUUCUUGCUCCUCCCCAGAAGAGGAAACGGAGACCCCAUCCGGCACCUCUGCCCUGCAGCGCCCGUACCACUGCCCCGCCUGCCAGCAGAGCCUCCUCCUCACGCCCACCGAGAUCCUGCGCCACCGGAAGCAGCACCAGGCGCCCCCCUGACAACAGCGCCACUGGCG